Selaginella moellendorffii is the source of this 771-nucleotide messenger RNA. RefSeq names its product pentatricopeptide repeat-containing protein At2g35030, mitochondrial-like. Bases 1 to 771 code for a protein of 256 amino acids. The record is from RefSeq and is a predicted model, not a curated record. Gene Ontology annotation, biological process: RNA modification. Gene Ontology annotation, molecular function: protein binding; RNA binding. The transcript has a single exon. Lineage: Eukaryota; Viridiplantae; Streptophyta; Lycopodiopsida; Selaginellales; Selaginellaceae.
AUGAAAGAGUUGAGCCGGGGGGAAUGCGUAGAUCUCAUAUCCUCGUGCACGACACUUCCGGAUGCCAAGAUCAUCCACGCGCGAGUGGCGUGCAGCCCGCGCAUGAUCGAUUCGGGCCUCUUCCUCUCCAAUCUCCUCAUCCAGAUGUAUGGCCGGUGUGGCAGCACCGCCCACGCCCGCCGCGUCUUCGACGCCCUGGACGUGAAGAACGUCUUCUCCUACAAUCUCUUGCUCACCGCCUACGCCCGCAACGACCAGAUCGACGACGCCAUCGCCCUCUUCGAUCGCAUCCCCGACAAGAACCUGGCCUCCUGGAACGCGAUGCUCGCCUCCUACGCACGGAUCGGCCGGAUCGGCGACGCGCAGAGGAUCUUCGACGCGAUGCCGGCCAGGAACACGAUCUCCUGGACGGCGAUGCUGUCCGCCUACGCGCAGAUCGGCGAGACACGCCUCGCCGCUGCGAUCUUCCGCGCGAUGCCGGAUCCGAGCCUCGUUUCCUGGAGCGCUAUGCUGGUUGCGUGCGUUGACGCCGGGGAUUUGGAGGGCGCGAUGGCGCUGUUCCUGGCGAUGCCGCUGCGCGAUCUGGUGGCGUGGACGACGCUUCUGGUGGGAUUUGCCGAUAACGGGCAUCUGGACAGCGCCAAGCGCGCGUUUGAUUCCAUGCCGGAGUGGAACAUGGUAGCGUCGACCGCGAUGAUUGUCAUCUUCUCUCAGAAGGGAUCCUCGAAGAAGCGAUUUCUAUCUUUCGAUCGAUGCUCUACAGGGAUCUAG